Messenger RNA from Brassica oleracea var. oleracea, 639 nucleotides. RefSeq lists its product as uncharacterized. The record is from RefSeq and is a predicted model, not a curated record. The transcript has a single exon. Bases 128 to 349 code for a protein of 73 amino acids. Lineage: Eukaryota; Viridiplantae; Streptophyta; Magnoliopsida; Brassicales; Brassicaceae.
CACUAAACUACUAAAGUCUUUUACAUUUAUAAAUCUUCUUUGUUUCUACUUUCGUCUGUUUUCGUUAUAAAAUUAUAUUCUUCCAAAAGAAUAUUUUGUUUCCUGUGAUUUUCUAGAUUAAUCGAACAUGUCGCUAGACGGAUCAGGAUUAGGAGGGAUGGCUAUGGCGGAGGCUUACACGGCAAGGAAGUUUCACAGAGAGAACAUGAAGAUUUUAACGGCAAGCACAGCCACAACCGUCGGUGGAGGAAUAGGAGACAACGGUGGAGGAUAUAGUCGGUGGUUCUGGGGAAAGCUGAGCACCAAGAAAAACUCGCCCAAAGUUUAUGAUAUUAUAACUAUAGAAUAAUAAGCUAAGAUGGUCACAUCCAAUAUUAAUCUAAGAAAUAAAAAUUUAGGUCUUUUUUAUGCCGGUCUUGUUUUACGUUAUUUUCUGCUUUAUGUUUGGUAUAAGAUUAUCAUAUGAAUUUAUUUAUGGAUAUUGUGGUUUUACGAAAAAUAUUUAGAGUGGAGGUUUUUUGAUAAAUAUUCUGGAUGUAGUUUUCUUUUUAUAAAUAUUUAGAGUAUAGAGGUUUUUGUAAAGCUAUGACAUUUUCUUUAACUUCUGUAGCUUGUUGCUAUGGUAGUUUUUAUGAUGAA